AUGCAUACAUGCAUCAGCCCCGAGGGGCCCUUCUCGACACUUCCCAGGGAGCUGUACAUCUCAAUAUCCGACUAUCUUGAGAUCCCGGACUUAAGCGCCUUCAGUCGCACAAACACAACAGCUCACAUCCUCUUCAACGCCACUCUAUACAAGCGCGAUGCAUGCUCGUCAUUUCCCAUCGCCCUCUUCUGGGCCGCAAUCCAUAACAACCCCGCCACAGCCCUGAAGUCCAUCUCCGCAGGGUGUGACGUCACCGCAAAAACAGACAUCGACACCCGCCUCAAAGGCUGUACGCCAAUCCUCCUAGCAUCCUUCCACAAUAGCCUCGCCGUACUCAAGCUCCUCCUUCUGGACGAGAAUGCAUCGCCGAAUUUCCGCGAUCGAAAAUGGAUUCGACCACCGCUUUCAUGGGCUGUCAAAGAAGGCCAUGCGGAGGUCGUGCAGGCGUUGUUGAACGACGAUCGCACAGACGUCAAUUUGCAGGAUAAAACAGGCGACACGGCUCUCAUGAUCGCAGUCAAUUCUCGGCCGCGGAUGAUGGAGUUACUCCUUUGUAGUGGGCGCGCUGAUCCACGGAUUGCAAAUCGACAGGGCUGGACACCACUAAGUCGUGCUGCGCGCGAUAUAGAUGCGAAUGUAGGGUUACUACUCGCACGACAUUUGCGGUUAAUCCUUGAUGGAGAUGAUAGGGCGGAGCAUUGCCAACAUGUGUUCUUCUACGCGGCUAUCAUGGGACAUGUGGAUAUAGUUGAGUACUUAAUUAAAUAUUUCGGGGAGAAGCUCGAUCCCAAUGCUGGUGGUCAGCCAUUUGGGCGUGGGGCAUUCUCAAUCGCCGCUGCUAAUGGGAGGGUGGAUGUUGUGAAAGCGUUGUUGGAAUGGGAUGUCACUGAGCCGAAUUUGCAAACACAGUGGAAGCGGCAGACGCCCUUGUUUGCAGCUGCGGAGGAUGGGAGGGAGGAGAUUGUGGAGCUCUUGAUUGGAUGCGAGAGGGUAGGGUUGGACAUUCCUGAUAUGCAUGGAACGACGCCCUUGGGAGUGGCAGCGGGCAAGAACCACGUUGGGGUAGUUAGACAGCUACUCGGGGCAUCAAGGCCGGUUGAUCCCAAUGCGCGCGAUGAGAAUGGUCAGACACCUUUGCUCAACGCUGCGUUUUACGGCUACCUGGGUGUCGUGGAGCAAUUGCUCUGUGCGGAUGGAAUCGACCUACAACUCAAAAACAGCGACGACGAGACUCCAAUUGAGGUGGCGCUGCAGAACGGGAAUUCAAGUGUGGUACAAGCACUGCGCAAGCACUUGUCAACUGAAUCAUAA
Messenger RNA from Penicillium brevicompactum, 1311 nucleotides. RefSeq names its product ankyrin repeat domain-containing protein. NCBI's taxonomy places the organism in Eukaryota, Fungi, Ascomycota, Eurotiomycetes, Eurotiales, Aspergillaceae. The transcript has a single exon. The record is from RefSeq and is a predicted model, not a curated record. Gene Ontology annotation, molecular function: protein binding. Bases 1 to 1311 code for a protein of 436 amino acids.